Anarrhichthys ocellatus (wolf-eel) is the source of this 5335-nucleotide messenger RNA. It is a transcript of the gene tex264b, whose product is annotated as testis expressed 264, ER-phagy receptor b. The transcript is spliced from 4 exons. The coding region runs from base 143 to 1084 and encodes 313 amino acids. The record is from RefSeq and is a predicted model, not a curated record. NCBI's taxonomy places the organism in Eukaryota, Metazoa, Chordata, Actinopteri, Perciformes, Anarhichadidae. Gene Ontology annotation, cellular component: nucleus; endoplasmic reticulum membrane; autophagosome membrane. Gene Ontology annotation, biological process: reticulophagy; protein-DNA covalent cross-linking repair.
AUCUUUGGGUAUUUUUUAGCUAAUUAUUCAACUGACAACGUCCAAAUACUUGCCUGCAAAAAAUGUUAGCCUGUUAACGCCAGAGGCAACUGUAAUAACUGUGUGAAGGGUUCAGAAUAAGUUAAACAACGGUGCUCCGAUCAUGCUGGACUGGGUCAGUCUGUGUGUGGCCAUCAGCCUGUUGAUGAGUCUUCUAGCUGGUUACGUUUUGUACUCGGGACUCCUCACGGACAUAACCGUACUGACUGGUUCUCCUCCCAUAAAGAAGAUCACAUUCGUCUACAAAUUCAAACAAGGUCCAUACCAACAGAGCGGCCAACUUUUUAAGGAGUCUCACAGAAUUGGACCAAAGCUUUCAUGUAUCGGAGUGUUUUAUGAUGACCCUAAAAAGGUGCCGGGACCAGAGUGUCGCUAUGCUGUUGGCAGUAUUCUGAGCGAGGGAGAAAACGAGGCAGAUGAGGAACUUUUAAAGAGCUAUGAGACGUCUGGCUUUAAAGUCUUUUCCUUUCCCGAAGUCACGCACGUGGUCACUACCUCGUUCCCCCACAGGACGGUUUGCUCUUUCCUCCUGGGAAUAAGAAGAGUUUACCCACGGCUAGAGCAUUACAUCAAGGAAAAGAGGCUGUGUGCUCACCCGUUCCUUGAGAUCUACAGAGAGGGUCUGAUCCAGUUCAUGGCCCCCUUGGCCCGGCAGGGAGAUUUCUAUGUGCCUGAAGUCCGAAAGGCAGAAAGGAAGCUGUUGGAACAAGAGGAUUUGCAGAGUGACUCCGAAGUCUCAGGUGCAGACUCAAACAGUGAAUGCAGCUCAGGGAGUGGGGUUGUCCUGUUGGACUCAGAGAGACGUCCCCGGCGGCGUCCUCUGUCCGCUCGGUGUCUGUCUAGGAUCAAGGGGGUAGAAACUACAGAGGGAGAAGCUCCAGGGGAACCUCGUUUAAAGAGCUGGACUGGGAGCAGACUGGUGGACAGCAGGCAGAGAGAGAAGAGCGGCUUCCUAGAGACUCCAACAAGAAGAGCCCGGAGGCUCAGGAGUGGUGGGGUGCUGUUGGAGGAGAGGAGUAGAAGUUCAGUUAGAGACAUUACUUGAGAAAAAGAGAUUAAAGGAUUGAAAUUGAGAAGAUUGAGAAAUUCAAAUUAUAAAAGUGUGUCUCACUAUGGGUAUUAAAGGAUAAGGCAGGUGAUAUUCUAUGUGUCUGGUAUUGUGAACAAAUCUAAUGAAAAGACCAAAACUAACACUGUUUCUCAAUACUUUCAGACUUCCCUACCCUGAGACCCCAUCCUGCCCUGUAGAAGAAUCUUUAAAAAAAAUGGCUCAUUAAUAUAAGGUGUCUUUUUUUUAGCUAAAACAGCUGAUCACUGUAGUUUUUAACAAAUGUUACACAAACAGGGGUAGAUAGUGGAUUCAUCUUCAUUUGGUGCUCUAGUAAGCAGCAGGACGGUGUAUGCAGGACCAGCUCCAAAUGAACUACAGAGCCCAUGUUCUUUGUAAUGAAGGAACAUGUCACCCAGUGCAACAGUGUGUCUCACUGAUGUCUUUUCCUAAAAGUUAUUGAACAAAACAGGAGGUCUAAGGUGGCUUUGGCUACACAGGCACUUCUAUUGGAUCUGUUGAUAAUAAGACUAAAAUAUAAAAUAUAACCAGACUUAUUCUUUACUCUUUUAAUCACCUCUUUUUAAAGUGAAAGUAUCAAAAUCUGCUAGAUUUUGCUGACAGAAAACAAACAACUUUAAAGCUGCAGAAGCUUAUUCAGGUAACCUGUGUUUCUUGAAACAUUUUUGGAGAAGUGAUGAUGUUUGUCAAAAUGAUGCAAGAUGUAUAUGUUAGAAAAAAGUAUUUUACUUGAAAUGUCUAAUAUGCUGUACUGAACCAUUACAUGCAAUACUUGUGUUUAUUAGAGGAUUGUUUGACAAACAUACAUGGAGUUUUUACUGUUUUACUUGUUUACAAAGGGCCUUUGUUUCAUUCACUUAAGGCAUUGCAAUUACUAUAAGCACAUAGACUUCACAAAGUGAUCUGUUCUGUUCUUGUUUAUUUGACUGAAUAUUUAAGUGUAUUUCACAGCGUUUGAGCGUUGACAUAGCUCUGUUGCUGAUGCACAUGUUUUGAUAUAAAAUUGACUUCAUUUCCAAAGAGGAAGGUGUGAAUUAAUGCAUAAUAACCUUCUUCGUGUAGUUCUCACGAGCACUCCUCAGUUAGGACAUGGUUAUUGUGCGUGUGUGUGUGUGUGUGUGUGUGUGUGUGUGUGUGUGUGUGUGUGUGUAUGCGCGCGUGCGUGUGCAGCCUGCUGUCAUGAUUAGUCGAGGAGAAAGCUUACAUGGCAAGUGACCACUAAUAUUAAUUUCCCAUUACUGAAUGCAAAUUUCUGUUACUCUACCUUUUAUUUACAUCUGGCUUCUUACUUCCUCACACAUCCAUUCACAGCUCCUCAUUUUCUUUCAAGCCGUCAUAUUGUGUUAUUUUACUUUCUCAGCCUUUCUCCCAUCUGCUGUCUCUUUGCAGAGUCUAAUUACCAGCUGCAACAGCGAGGCUGGUAUAUAGUUUUCACCUUGUGAGUACGUGUGUGUCAUCACGACAAAAUGUGGUUCUGGAGACACCAACUGCAGUGGGAACUACCACAGAGGCCUUUGCCAGGUGUUUGUAUUCGUCUGACAGUCUGUCUAGUUGUAAACAGAUUUUGUCACAACUGUGCAGAAUCCAAUCACAACACUUUACUGGUAUGUAUCUGAGAUUAAAUUAAAGGCCCUAUUUGGCAUCAUGGCUGCUGGUGUGUGAUCCCAUUGCAGGAUGGUCUGUAGUUUCUGUUUGUUUUUCUCCUUUUAUUCUUUUCUCUCUUUCCCUCUGAAAUAAAUAUGGCAGCAGCAGCCUGAAAGACCACCCUAAUGACCCAGACAGUGUGUCCAGUCAUAUCCAUAUCCUUUAUUUUAUCAUCCUUAUCGCACCGGACUUGUCGCAGAGAGCAGUGCUCACUUAGAGGGUGCAGGCAGCUCAAAGGGAUGUGCAUGUGUUAUCAAGUGUGAGAAAAUCCUUCUAGGCCAGUUUCAAGUAAACCGCAUAUUCUGAGCUAAAAUGCGUUCUUUUAAGAUUCUACAGAUUUUCACUUGGACAGAAACGGGUAUUACGUGUAGACAAAGGCUUAUGUCUGUCCUUGACUUCACUGUUGCGUUUGAUAUAACUAACCACACCAAUAAGGCUUUCCUUAACCGUAACUGUGGCAUUACAUUGUCAGAUAAACUCUCAUCCUGCAACGGCUUCACGAUCAGACUGUUUAAGCCGAGAGAAAACCUGCAGAAAAGAGUGUUUUUAUCUGAACUAAAGCUAUUGUAAAGGGUGUUAUUCAGUCUUAAGUAAUGACUAACAUUACAUAUAUUAUACAGCCAGACUGAUGCUUUGAGGAAAAUUAUAUUCCAUUAAUGGAGAUCUUUUGCUGCCUGACAGCUCAUUUGAGUCAUUUUUCUUGAUAAUCCCUUGUUAAACUAUUGUAUGUUCUUAUUCCACAUGGAAAUGUAAAAAAAAAAGCCAGUUACAGCAUCACUCAUUCACUCAUUUAUUCUGGUUGAAUUUGCUGCUGAGACCUAAUUGGCAGAAUGCUGAGCUGUUACCUGACUAAUGCUCUACAAAUACGAUGAUCUAUAGUGUGUGUUUACAUUUGUAAUCUAAAUGCUGAUGGCUCUAAAGAGGGUUAAAUUCCCUCAGGGUAAAGUUAAACAAGAUGAAUGUGCUUAAAUAGUAGAGUGAGGCCCUGUGGUGCUGCCUGUUUGUGUAGUUAUAGCACCUCUCUGGGAGCAGUGGGUGCACUCCUAUACACGUGGGGUAGUAACUUGCUGAGGCGAUGCUGAUCUGUGAAUUAUUUGUUGGCUACAGGGAAUCUAAACAUAACUAGACUUAAAUAUCAUUGGUGUGACAGUAGCUGGUAGAGAUACUGUUUUAUGGAAUUAAAGGGUAAUUCCGCUUUAUUCCAACUUGUCAUAGUUUAGGAUCACUGUUCCUGUUGACAAUAGUCACUUAUGUACUCACAAAAGUAAUAGCUGAAAUCUGUGACUGCAGGGAUAUUGAAGGGUUUACAUUUGACCCACUGUACAUGUUGUAUUUGUGGACACAUAGUUAUCCUGUGUUGAGGCAGCCUAUUCUUUUUUUAUAUUAAAAGUGCAGCCACUUUGUGUUUUACCUCCAAAUAGAGUAGUUUCAGUGAUCUGACCAAACGUUUGGCUUGUUUACAAGGCUUGGCUUGUAUCCGAUAGUCUGACUGCUCGAGUUUCUUGCCACAUUGACCUCGUUUGUUCCCAGCAAUUACUUUAAUGAGUACAGAGUAUUUUCAUAACAAUGUAUGAAAAUAUGAGCCAAAUUAAGCUGAAAACGGAUUUAUCCUUGAAGGAUGAACCUUUGGGGUGGGAAGUUGAAUCUAAGCAGGGACAAUUUCCUUUGUAGAAAGCAGUAUUUCUAUAACAAAGUUUGUUUUUGUAUGUUUCCAUACUUGUGAACAGCAACAAAAACAGAAACACCACAUGAUUUUAAACUGUUUGUUUAACAUCGUUCAUUGACAUUGAAUCAUUAGAAACCCACAAAGAGAGCAGCAGUCCGACUGAUGUGCACUGACCACUGGCUGGAAACGCUUUGUGUCUGUCCUCUAUAAUUUCACUCGACAUUAAUUGGCAUGUUGCUAUCUAAACUCUACAUUCCACCCACAUGCCCUCAACUAUUGUAAUGUAAACUACAAUUCUAUUUCAGGAGGAAAUUGGUCCCUUUGUGUUAGCUGAGGGAAUUAUGCAACAAGCAGGACCCACUCGUCAUUUUAAUUGUACACAGAAAAAGUUUUUCUUUUCCCAGCCCCUAACUGCAAAGUAUCUAUUGUUAGUGCAGAAAUUAAACAUUUUAAAACGGUGAGAUGUGUUAUGUAUGUGUGUAGGUGAGAGGAGGGUGUGGUGGUGGUGGUGCUCAAGUAUGUGAAGGUGACAGAAACGGGUGAGCGAUGAAGAUGAAUACAUUCUGCAUUCAUUAUUACGUUGCUUCCUGAAUAUUUCCAGAUUUAAUUGCAACUGGUUGUGCACAGGGUACGGAGUUGGACUUAACAACCCAAACUGGUGCAGCAGACCUUUUCUGCACUCCUCACUAAUUAUGCAACAGGAAUGUUCCUGAUGUAAUAUUGUUUUGGAUGAGAGGAAAAAAAUGCACAGUUUGUUGCAUGAAAGGGUGUCUUCGCAGAAUGCUUUGCUACAGAGCACCAUGUAGCAUAGUUCACCUUAAUUACCAGUGAGACAUUGAGGUUUUCCACUGCUGGCUACACCGCUUUUAAAUAGCUAAUAGCUGAAUCAAUACAGUUAGCCUCGCUUCUUUUGGACG